AUGCACUGCUGGAAGGUCACGGCAGUCCUGCUGCUCUGCUCGCUGCUGCUCAGCCAGGCACCCGGCGCUUCCCUGCAGCACCAGCAGCACCAGGAGCAGCAGCAGCAGCGGGAGCAGCCCUGGCCCGCCCGCCGCAGGCGCAUGACGCCGUUCUGGAGGGGAGUCUCGCUGCGGCCCGUGGGAGCCUCCUGCAGGGACAGCAGCGAGUGCGUGACCAUGCUCUGCAGGAAGAACCGCUGUUUCCUCCGAACCGCCUCGGAGUGA
Molecule: messenger RNA, 264 nt
Organism: Merops nubicus (carmine bee-eater)
Lineage: Eukaryota; Metazoa; Chordata; Aves; Coraciiformes; Meropidae
Gene: LEAP2
Product: liver expressed antimicrobial peptide 2
Exons: 3
Coding region: 1-264 (87 amino acids)
Biological process (GO): defense response to bacterium; antimicrobial humoral immune response mediated by antimicrobial peptide
Source: RefSeq, a predicted model, not a curated record